Molecule: messenger RNA, 1326 nt
Organism: Phalaenopsis equestris
Lineage: Eukaryota; Viridiplantae; Streptophyta; Magnoliopsida; Asparagales; Orchidaceae
Exons: 2
Coding region: 408-758 (116 amino acids)
Source: RefSeq, a predicted model, not a curated record
GUUUUUCGAUGACGUAUUUGCUGAAAAAUCUCAUCUACAGCACUAAUCAUAAAUAAACAACUCCAGGACUAAAUUGUAAUCAAAUCCAUUCAAUCUUGAGCCUCCACAAGCCCCCUUCCAGACUAAAUAGAAUAAGGUUUUGUGUAUAAAAAUAGAGUUGGAAGAGACGAAAGAAAGAGAAGGGAAGAGUAUUUAUUCUGUGCUGUGCAUUAAAGAAAAAGUUGAGGCCUGCAUUAGUCCGCAGCCUGAAAUCUUUAUAUAAUGUCACAGGAGGCUCUCAACUUUCACAUCCCACAUCAGGAAACACACGUUCUUCUUCUCUCCUCAGCUGCCACCUCCCUCCGGCAAAGCUCCGCCACCUCCGGCGGCCUUAAAGAGCUGGGAGAUAUUCCUUAAGAAGAGGAGAGAUGAGCAGAAGCGGAAAGAGCCCGAGGUUGGACCUGAAGCUGAACCUCUCACUACCAAGGAGAGGGAACACAUCAAGGAUGGCUGCUGAUAACAGAAGCUCGGAUGGCUCGCAGAGUGGUUCGCCUCUGUCGACAUCGCCUCCGAGCUCAUGCGUGUCGUCGGAGGGGGAACAAGGGCUCAGGUGUUCGAAUAGCCCUGAAGCUACUUCGAUGGUUCUCGCCGGCUGCCCUCGAUGCCUUAUGUAUGUCAUGCUAUCAGAGGAUGAUCCAAAGUGUCCAAAGUGUAAGAGCACCGUCCUCCUUGACUUCCUUCAUGACAGCACAAACAACAAGAUAAACAGGAAGCGUUAAGAAUGUUGUGAUUCAUGUAGUUUCUGCAGCUCUUGCUGAAUCCACCAAAUCCAGCCAUUUUAGCCAUAGAUUUCGCUGUUUUGUUCUUCUUAAUCUUCUAGUUUUUCAUCUUAUUAGUAUAGCUUCUUCGUCUUUCUCUAUUUUGUUGUGUUCCACCUACGUAUCACCCUUUGUACUCAAGGUAAUGUAAACUGGACAAUUCUAAACAAGCCCAAAUUCUCCAGUUAUCAUAUACAUAGAAAUUUCUGUCUUAUUUCAUUCCUACUCUAAUUCAGAAUUCUCUCAAAUAUGUACCAAGUAUUUUGUAUGAAUUAUUGGAAAUGGCACAGCAGUUCAGUAAGUUGUGAACAAUGAAAGGGUAGGCUAGUUUUUAAUUGGAGUUAAUAACAAUAAAAACUCAAUUGAAUGCGAGAGUAAGUGAGGCAGUUAAGAAUAAUGAGGGAUUACGACAGAUGAUAAAUAGCUUUUUAAGUGCUACUUAAAAAAACAUGGAAAUACUAAAUGCAAAGGAAUCAUUGCUUCGCCUUCAACUUGGACUUCAAACUACACCGUUUAUGCUAUGCCAAGC